Messenger RNA from Lampris incognitus (smalleye Pacific opah), 6150 nucleotides. It is a transcript of the gene scap, whose product is annotated as SREBF chaperone. The record is from RefSeq and is a predicted model, not a curated record. Gene Ontology annotation, cellular component: endoplasmic reticulum membrane; Golgi membrane. Gene Ontology annotation, biological process: SREBP signaling pathway. Gene Ontology annotation, molecular function: sterol binding; protein binding. The transcript is spliced from 23 exons. NCBI's taxonomy places the organism in Eukaryota, Metazoa, Chordata, Actinopteri, Lampriformes, Lampridae. The coding region runs from base 268 to 4218 and encodes 1316 amino acids.
CAAUAAAACCACAGCUCAUUCGCCCACAGCAAGCUUGUCCGCACAGUUGUGACCAGGUUUUUAUGCUGCACUGGGCAGAAUCACAUGCUUCCUCGUCCUGCACAAAUGGAUGUGAAUCUUGAUGCAGUUAUACUUCUGAGAAUAGAUACAGCCUGAACCACCCUGGACUCUUGUGUUUUGUGGCAAGGCCUUUGAUAAGGUGUUCUACAUGAGUGGUUUGAUUCUGAAAGUUCCAGAGUAAUCCAGUGAAAACUCUAGGCCCUGGAGAUGCUUUCAAAUUGGGAAUUUUUGGCAGUGGUUAAGAGGUCCCUGGAUGCCCUGCGGCGCCCCGUACUCGGCCGUACAGCGCCCCCUCAUGGCCGGCAGCUGACCCUACCCGACAGGAUGACGCUGCACGAGCGGCUCAGAGAAAAGAUCUCGGCAGCUUUCUACCAUCAUGGGCUGCUGUGUGCCUCCUACCCGGUACCCAUAAUCCUCUUCACCUCUGCCAGCAUCCUCACCUGCUGUUAUCCUCUGCUGCGGCUGCCUUUGCCAGGGACCGGUCCAGUGGAGUUUACCACAGGGGUUCGAGACUACACCGUCCCUUCCCAUGAGACCAAUGGAGACCUUGGAGAGCGUCCCGACUGGUACCGAGGUCCUCCAGUGGCCUACAUCCAACAGGUAUUGGUGAAGGCAGCAGUAUCUCCGUGGGAUAACAGUCUGGUGCCGGUGGAUGUAUUUCGGUCGCCGUUGGGCCAUGUCUUCAGCUUGCUGGAGGAGAUCCGCAACCAUGUCCAUUCCGACAGCGGGGGGGUGCGGAGUUUGGAGGCAUUGUGUCUUCAGGUGACCGACCUGUUGCCGGGACUUCGCCGCAUGCAGCCAGUCCUGCCAGAGCACGGCUGCCUGCUCGUCUCUCCGGGUAAUUACUGGCAGAACCAGCGAGAGCUUUUCGACUCAGACCCGGACCUCCUGAAGACUGUCCAGAAGCACGAGCCCAAAGGCCUGCACACCUCUGCCACGCUUCGAGACUUGCUAUUUGGAGUUCCUGGGAAGCAUACUGGGGUCAGUCACUAUAACAGGAAGAAGGUGGUGACCUACACUAUCACCAUAGUGCUGGGCAGCUAUGAUGCUAGGUUCUUGGGCAGCCUGAGGGCACGCCUAAAGCAGCUUCACCCGUCAAUCAACUGCAGUCUGCGAGAAGAUCACAUGGUGCACAUCCACUUCAAGGAGGAGAUCGGCAUUGCGGAGCUCGUCCCCCUGGUCACCACCUACAUCAUCCUCUUCGCGUAUAUCUAUUUCUCUACACGUAAGAUCGACAUGGUGAAGUCCAAGUGGGGUCUGGCUCUGGCUGCCGUGGUAACGGUCCUCAGCUCACUGUUGAUGUCCGUAGGAUUGUGUACCCUGUUUGGACUGACCCCUACGCUUAAUGGAGGGGAGAUCUUCCCUUACCUGGUGGUGGUGAUUGGUCUGGAAAAUGUUCUAGUCCUCACUAAGUCUGUGGUGUCCACCCCUGUUGACCUGGAGGUCAAACUGCGCAUCGCUCAGGGCCUUAGUAAUGAGAGCUGGUCUAUUAUGAAGAACAUGGCCACCGAGCUGUGCAUCAUCCUCAUAGGAUACUUCACGCUUGUGCCCGCUAUCCAGGAGUUUUGUCUGUUUGCUGUGGUGGGGCUGGUGUCCGACUUCUUCUUGCAGAUGUUCUUCUUCACCACGGUGCUGUCUAUAGACAUCCGUCGCAUGGAGCUGGCUGACCUAAACCGGCGCCUGCCGGCUGAAGCUGGCCUGCCACCCUCCAAACCGGGGCCCCUGCGUUCCCGAGAGGUGCCUCCUCCCCCGCGGCCCUCUCCCCACACCAUCACCCUGCAGACCCCUGCCUUCAGGAACCUGAGACUCCCCAAGAGGCUGCGUGUCAUCUAUUUCCUGGCCCGCACGCGCCUGGCUCAGCGCAUCAUCAUGGUCGGCACAGUGAUCUGGAUCGGCAUCCUGGUCUACACCGACCCAGCUGGCCUCCGCACCUACCUGGCCGCCCAGGUAACGGAGCAAAGCCCACUGGGAGAUUCUGGUGGCGGGGGCCUUCCCCCUCACUUGGGUGUGGCCCCCGUCAUGCCUGGAGGAGACCCCGCCAGCACCCUUAGUGUCCUCCCUGCCCCCGAGCCCACCCCGCUGCCUGAGAACCAAUCGCAGGGCCAUCACGGUUCGGCCAGGGUGGGCCCCCAGCACCAAGCCCCACCUGCUGUGCCCCAGAUCACCUGGGGGUCGGAGGAUGAGGAGGGGUGGAGGAGGCUGUCCUUCAGACACUGGCCUUCCCUCUUCAGCUAUUACAACAUCACGUUAGCCAAGAGAUACAUCAGCAUCCUGCCCAUCAUUCCCGUCACCCUCCAGCUCACACCCCAGGAGGCCCUCGAGACACGUCACCCUCAGGACACCAGACAUCCUCCCCCACCGCCAUUCCCCAAAGUCUCCACAGACCUACAGACUGACCUCACCCUCUACAAGGUGGCAGCUCUGGGUCUGGCAGCCGGGGUUCUGUUGGUUCUGUUGCUCUUCUGUCUGUACCGGGUUCUGUGUCCUCGCAACUAUGGACAGAAUGGUGUUUCCCAUGGACGCCGUCGCCGCGGUGAACUUCCCUGUGACGACUACGGCUACUCGCCACCCGUCAGCGAGAUCUCCCCGCUGCAACUGAGAGGCCACAACAUGGACAUUGAGUGUCUGGCCAGUGACGGUAUGCUGCUGGCCAGCUGUUGUCUGGCGGGACAGAUCCGCGUUUGGGACGCCCAGACGGGCGACUGUCUGACCGUCAUCCCAAAGCAGGGUCUUAGGCGGAACAGCAGCAAUGGUUGUUGGGAACAGCGAGAUGGCUGGGAGGCUGUCAGUGGAGCCACAGAGCCGGAGAGUCUGGGCUGUGAAGGUCACAACCCCUGUGCUAGGGGUAACAGCCUAUCAGAGGAUGAGGGCUUCCCGCUGAGGCGACGCACAGCUCCAGCCAGACCAGCACUCUUCACAGACCAGCCUGACCUCACCCCCCUCAUAGACACCAACUUCACCAGCCAGCCCCCCUCCCACCUCUCCAUCCCGCCUAGGGGGGGCUUUGACUUUGGGGGGCUGGUGGAGCGAGCCUACAUGGAGCAUGAGCCUCCAUCACCCUCCACCUGCCUGCCUCCCUGUUCCUCCUCCCCUGCCCCCUCUUCCCCCCCACAGUCGGGACCUUACCUCCAGAUGAGACGGAGCCUGGGGGACAGCCCAGCACCCCAGGCCCAGGAGAGGGCCUCUGCAGCAGGGGCCCAUGUGAUGGCGGACUGGGACAGUUCUGUGUGGGCCAUGGAGUUGAGGGGAAAUCUGAUAGCUGCUGGAAGGAGCAGUGGCAAGCUGGAGCUUUGGGAUGCGGUGGAAGGAUCCCUGUGCUGCUGUAAUGAAGACGGCAUCUCGGGGAUCACAGCACUCGCCUUCCUCAACAACAGAAUUGUAGCGGCCCGGCUGAACGGUUCUCUGGACUUCUUCACUGUUGAGGUCAACAAGCCUCUGGGCCUGCUGCAGUAUCGAGGACCCCCAGGUCAUGGCAGCAUGCCCCCCUCGCCCUGCUACAGCAGCGAGGAUGUCAUCAGCUGUCAGCUGACCCGCUCGGUGCAGUGCGCCCACCAGAAGCCAAUCACGGUGCUGCGAGCGGCGGCCGGAAGGGUGGUCACCGGCAGCCAGGACCACACUGUGCGGGUUUACCGCCUGGAGGACUCGUGUUGUCUCUACACGCUGCAGGGUCACGCUGGAGGCAUAACGGCCAUCUACAUAGACCAGACCAUGGUCCUGGCCAGUGGAGGCCAGGAUGGGGCCAUCUGCCUGUGGGAUGUGCUGACAGGGAGCCGGGUCAGCCAUGUCUACGGUCACCGUGGAGAUGUCACUUCGCUGGUCUGCACCAACUGCUGCAUCAUCAGCUCAGGCCUGGAUGACCUCAUCUGUAUCUGGGACCGUAGCACCGGCAUCAAGCUCUACUCCAUACAACAGGACGUGGGAUGUGGGGCCAGCCUGGGGGUGAUUUCGGAGUCUCUGCUGGUGACAGGGGGUCAGGGCUGCGUCUCCUUCUGGGACCUUAACUUUGGGGACCUGCUGCAGACGGUGUACUUGGGCCAGAGCAGCGAUGGUCAGGGCGUCCGGCAGCUGCUGGUGCUGGACAACGCUGCCAUCGUUUGUGACUUCGGCAGCGAGCUAAGCCUGGUGUACGUGCCCUCCGUGCUGGAGAAGCUGGACUGAGCCGGAGGAAGAAAAUGGUGGAUGCUCAACAUGACGGUCGGAGACUGUCAGCAAUGGGUUAUUGGCUCGAGCGCUGACGGACGCAUGGGCUUGACUGACAGCAGCCUGUCAGUGCUGUCAUUUUGUCAACCAUCGGCUGUUUUUCCAACUGCUGUACCGCCGCCGGAGGAUCUGACUUCUGUUUUUGUUUUUUUUUGUCUUGCAAAUUGAAACGAGACAUUCAGCGUCAAGACUGGUAGGCCCUCCUUUUACUGUUUGUGUGCAAGGUAUAGCACUGAAAAUUUGUUGGGAGAAAAAAAACAUGCGAACCUGGAUCCAAUGAUGGACAGAGAAGUGGGUUGUAGGACUGGAAGCAGAAGCUGUCGUGUAAGUGACCUUUCACAGCAGUCGUGUGCGGGUCAGUCUGAGUGGAACAGCUGGGAAGGUGGACGACUUUCAUCCGGUCACCGGUUUCUGCUUCUUUUCUUUAUAUCUUGUUGUUUUCUUUGUUUGUUUUUUUUUUUAAAUGUUGUGGCUCUGCCCUCUAUGCUGCUUAUGUGGGUGGGGCUUCACUGUGUCCCGCCCACCUGGACAGGAAGAUGAACUGACUCCUUUUUUUAAAAAUUUUCUACUAUACCUAGCUGCCUGGUUUGUGAGCGUGACAUAGCUGUGGCACACUAGAGGGGUUUGUUUUGCUAAGCUAAGUAGUUGUGUGUGAGCGUGUGUGUGUGUGUGAGUGUGAGCGUGUGUGUGUCGUAAGUGAGAGACAGACAGACAUCCCAAGGUCUUUUUUUUUUGAUAAAACUGCUGCAAAGAAGCAUCAACGAGCGAUGUGUGUGUGAGCGAGAGCGAGCGAGUGAGCGGGUGAGGGAGAGCGGGAUGUGAUUACUGUUAACAAUUCACCUCCAGAGGGGGCUUUUAUAUGUAUAAAUCUAUUAUUUAUUAGCCAGUCAUUUUUGAAUAACAACUUCUUUAUAGACAACUAAUCCUGGCUCUUACACUAGGACGAUUAUGUGGAUGUGAUGAUGUCACCGUAACUUUAAGGGGAUGAUUAUUUGGAAGAGUGAUAGACAAGUCUCCUGUGAUGUCAUUAAUAUUUGUACUAAUCGACUAAAACUAUCGAGACGUUUCUGCCGGGGGACGGGGUUGCGGGGGCGAGGCGACUCCAUCCAUUAUCCCGGUUCCGGGUUUCGAACACCGGGGUUACCGAAGCCAAAUGCAGGGCAGCCUUUCCUUCUCUUUUCAGAGCCGCCUCCAUGUUUGAACCCUUGGCUGCCGCUGGAAUUUUGGAUUUUAAAAAUCGGCGUUGCGCCUCGCGGGUCCUCGUUAAGUUUACACUGGCACCGUUCUUGACAUUUAACUGUGCCCGUUAGAGAUUAUUUUAACUUGACAUAUACUGUACCUGGCUGAACAAGACAGCCAGCACCACAAUACGAUGUUUUUAUGAAUACACAUUUUCCACAAUACAGCUUUAUGCUGUCCACGCUGGAGUGGAUUUUAUCAGACAAGGGCCCAUUGAUUUCUCAUUUGUCUCAUUUCAGCUGCUGUCAGUCAGGUUGUACUAAAACAAAAGGGAAGACAGAAACAGAGAGAUGAUCUUCCGGGGCCACAACUUCCUCUGAAUGUUUAAAAUAUUUCAUCCCCUCAAAUAUUUGCACAGAAUACCAGUAAUGUACUUUAUAAAUCCUCGUGGGGAAAUUCACCCUCUGCAUUUAACCCAUCCCAAAACACACUGGAAGCGGCGGGCAGCCGCCGUGCAGCACCUGGAUACCUUCUCCGCUUCCUCUUUACACACCUCGGUCAGCGGCACAGACAGGAGUUUUAACCCAACACAGACAAAUUACAGCACCACAACAGAUUCUGACAGGCGUGUUGCUUCUUCCGAGUUUACAAAUGUCUCAACAAGCCCUUAACUGAACUCAAAUGUCACAUUUUAAAAAUGAAAGGUUGACU